AUGGAAUCUAUCUGUACUUUACUACAGGUAGCUGUUCAAGAAGAUUGGAACAUUCAUCAAAUGGACGUUAAAGGAGCAUAUUUACACGCUCCAAUAGAAUGUCAAGUUUAUGUUCAACCAGCUCCUGGGUAUGAAACAGCCAAUAAUGUUUGGAAGUUAAAUAAAUCUCUUUAUGGGCUCAAACAAAGUGGACGCAAUUGGCACCAAUUGCUGCAUGAUUUUUUAUGUGAUAUUGGUUUUGUCCAAUCUCAUGCCGAUCCAUGUGUGUUUGUUCGUAGACAAUGUGGUUAUACCAUUAGGUUACUUGUUUGGGUGGAUGACAUUAUUAUUACAUCAAGUAAGGACGAACUGCUCAACACUGUCAAGAUCCAGUUGAAGAAUCGAUUUAAUAUGAAAGAUCUUGGAACACUCUCAUCGUUUCUUGGAAUUGAUUUUGAGAGGGGGAUUGACUACGUCACCAUGUCACAGUCCCGUUACCUUAAAAAUGUCCUUAUCCGAUUCAGUCUCAAUGAUUGUAAACCGAGGAAUACCCCAUGCGAACAAAACCCUGCCGCAUAUAUAUUAGAUGAGACCAGUGAUACUGAGAAGACCGAUAACGACACCAAACUAUAUCGUCUUAUGGUGGGAAGCAUUGUAUAUGCCAUGACUUGCUCCCGACCAGAUUUGAGUUAUGUUGUAACUAAGCUGUCUCAACACUUGUCAAAGCCUGAAAAUUCAGACUGGAUUAUGGUAAAACAUGUAUUUCGAUAUAUAAAGAAUACUGUGAGUUAUACAUUCACUUUUCGUAAACUAAACCAUGAAGAAUUUCGUCUCUAUGCAUUUUGUGAUGCUGAUUGGGCUUCUUCUUUGGAUAACGGAAGAAGUAUUACCGGUUAUUGUAUCAGCAUCAAUCCGAGUGGGCCACCUAUCAGUUGGAGGUCAAAAAAACAAGCGUCUGUGGCACUUUCAACGUGCGAAGCUGAAUUUAUGGCCCUCUCACUAACAGCUCAGGAGACCGCCUACCUAACACGACUUAUCAAAGAUUUAACAAAUUUUGACCUCAAGCCGCCUGUGAUUAAAAAUGACAACCAAGGUACCUUAGCGUUAUUGAAAAACCCCGUAAAGCACAUGAAGGCCAAACAUAUCGAUAUCCGAUACCAUUAUAUCAGAGAAUGUUUUCAACAGAAUCAGAUAGCUGUAGAAUAUAUACCUUCAAGUGAAAACAAAGCGGAUAUAUUUACAAAACCCCAAAAGAAACAUUUGUUGACAAUGUUCAAACAAUAUUUAUUUGGAGAGUAA
Molecule: messenger RNA, 1278 nt
Organism: Hydractinia symbiolongicarpus
Lineage: Eukaryota; Metazoa; Cnidaria; Hydrozoa; Anthoathecata; Hydractiniidae
Exons: 1
Coding region: 1-1278 (425 amino acids)
Source: RefSeq, a predicted model, not a curated record